UCCCUCAGCCUGUGGUUUGCUCUGACGCUGGAGGGCUGGUCCAUGGAGCGUUCCGGUCGCUAAAAUGGGAGUGGGUGAGCUGGGAUAGGCUGGGAGUUUGGUUAGAGAGCCCUCAGUGAGACGGAACUAGACACAAGAAAACGAAGAACUGACAAAUUAUUAACUUCUGGCUCCUGGGCGGCUGAAUGUUGCACGGGAAAUUUGGCACAUACGUCUUUACGGAAAAUAGCAUUUGUUGCAUUCAGGCGUUUACGGAUCGGAGCGGCGCGAAUGACAAAGAAGCGUCGCGGUGCAAACUUUCUCAGCCGGGUUUGAUCGCUCGUAAAAUCCCAACGGGGAAAUCUGUUUUUCAAUCUAACGGAGGCGCAAAGAAGAGAAAACAGCAUGCCACGGCGCACCGUGCAAGAAGUAACAGUGCAAGAUGUCCAGAAGCGGAGAAAUCCCAACAAGCACUACGUUUACAUUAUCAAAGUGUCCUGGAGCGAUGGCAGUACAGAAAUCAUUUACAGACGCUACAGCAAGUUCUUCGACCUGCAGAUGGAAUUACUGGAUAAAUUCCCAGUGGAAGGAGGCCAGAAAGACCCCAAGCGCAGGAUCAUUCCAUUCCUACCAGGAAAGAUCCUGUUUAGGAGGAGCCAUAUCAGAGAUGUGGCCAUGAAAAGGUUAAGGCCCAUCAAUGAGUACUGCAGGGCCCUCAUCCAGCUGCCAGUCUACAUCUCCCAGUGCGAGGAGGUCAGAGUGUUUUUUGAGACCAGACCUGAAGAUAUCAACCCGCCCAAAGAGGAACCCAUCGGAAAGAAGAAAUCAGGGAUUGUGGAGAGAGCGACUACUUUCCUAAAGCGAGGAGAUUCCACCGCAGGAGAUCCUCUCCUCCUCGACCAGUAUGUGGCAGUCACAGACUAUGAGAAGCAGGAGAGCUCUGAGAUCAGCCUGCAUGUGGGUCAGGUGGUGGAGGUCAUUGAGAAAAAUGAGUCUGGGUGGUGGUUUGUUAGCUCGGAGGAUGCCCAGGGCUGGGUCCCUGCCACCUGCCUUGAGGCACAGGAUGACCCUGAUGACUUCACAUUUCCAGGAGAAGAAGAUGAGAAGUAUUCAGUAAUUUACCCGUACUCGGCCAGAGACGAGGAUGAGAUCGAUCUGGAGAGGGGCAUGAUUGUUGAGGUGAUUCAGAAGAAUUUGGAGGGCUGGUGGAAGAUCAGGUACCAUGGCCGUGAGGGCUGGGCCCCAGCCUCCUACCUGAAAAAGGCUGACAUCCAGAGCCAGAAGCUGUCAGCUGGUGCUGCUGCUCACGCCAGUACCAACGACCUAGAUGGGGUUGCUAAACAGAACCAACAAAACAAUGCAGCCAGAGAGAAUCGAGACAACAGCCAAAAAGAAAACCGACUUUCGUUUUUCUCUGACAAAAAAGUAGGAUCAAGACACAGACCACCACCACGCAGAGAUCUUACCAUUCCACGUGGUACAAACCUACCCAAGCCGCCCAUUCCCCCCCAGGUUGAGGAAGAGUUCUACACCAUAGCAGACUUUCAGACCACUAUUCCCGAUGGCAUUAGCUUCCAAGCUGGAGUCAAAGUCGAGGUCAUUGAGAAGAAUGCUAGUGGUUGGUGGUACAUACAGAUAGAUGACAAAGAGGGCUGGGCCCCCGCCACCUUUAUCGACAAGUACAAGAAGACUAGUAAUGCUCUGCGUCCUAAUUUCCUUGCCCCUCUGCCCAACGAGAUGGAAAAACUGAGAUUGGAAGAUGGUGGUUCUUCAAAUGUUUCAGGCACAGAUGAUAGUUGGUCCAAGCCUUUACCAGAUGAGCCACCCACGGCCACUGAGUCCUGUGCCCGGCCUAAGCUGAGAGAUUGGAAGUCCAGUGCCAGCAAGGGAGGUGUUGGGCCAUUACCUCCAGCCCCAGCUGCCCCUCCAGCUGAGGAUAAACCAGCUCUGCCACCUCGACGGGAGUCCAUUAAUAAAAGUUUUGAAUUGGAAGUAGCAGAGAAACAGAGAUCGGAUCAUUCCAAACCUUUACCCCCAAAACCCCCAGCUCCAGGGGUCAUCAUGCCUCUCGUUCCAUCCAAGGCAGCCCCCUUUAAACAAGACAAACCAGCAGAGACCAAGAAGGAAGAUAAGAGCAAACCUCUUCACCUUCGGAAUGAGAUGGGUCUUGAAUGUGGCCACAAGAUCUCUGCCAAAGAGGUGAAGAAGUUUAAUUUGAAACCUGUUCCUAAACAGCCACCAAAGCCCAAAUCAGAGGUGCAGGAGGAGAAACCAGAUGCAGCUGGCCCAGCGGUGUUUAUGAAGGCGAAGCCAGUGAUUCGACCCAAACCUGUUCCCGCUGCCAAGCCAGAUACUCCGGCAGAGAACAAACUGGAUAUCACAAACCUGAGAAGCAAGCUGAGGCCCUCAAAACCUGCGGAUCUCGGCUCUGCAUCUGACAAUUCAGCAGUAGUAAAUAGUUCCCAACCCAUUUCAACCCCCAGCUCACCUCCCCCCAACCAUAUCCCUACCCUCAAUAAUGGUAAGCACUGCGAUGAGCCAAAACUCCCUCCAAAACACAUCAAUGGUCAUAGCCAGGAGAGCUCAUCCCCCCCUGCAAAACCAGCAGUGCCUCCACCCAAGGAACCUCCUCAGAGACCCCCCGCCAUGGCUCCAAGAAGACCUCCUCCUCCAAAAAAGGAGAACCCGUCCAGCCCAACUGAGCUCAAACCUCCACCUGCUCUAAAAGAAGCCCAGGAUAUGCCCAAGGCUCCACCACCCCAACUCAGCAGACCCCCUCCUCCUAAACCCAAAGGGUUUGCUCUGGCACCUCAAAACAAAGAGAAAGAAGAGUCCAAAGUAAAUAAAGUUCCAAUUCCUCCAAAGCCGCAGGUGAAGAGUGAGAAGCCUGGCCCACCCAAGGACAAGCUUCCCCCUUUACUCAAGGAGCCCAGUAAGGAUGAGCUGUACCUAGCUGUGGCAGACUUUGAGGGGGAUGAAAACACAUCUAGCUUCAAGGUGGGUACAUUGUUUGAAGUGCUGGAAAAAAACGGCAGCGGCUGGUGGUUCUGUAAAAAUGUACAAGAAGAAGUCGAGGGCUGGAUCCCCUCAAAUUACCUGAGCAAAAAACCAUAGUGUGAAUGUGCUCUCAAAACCAAUGCCAUAUGAAUUUAAAAAAAAAAAAAAAAAAAAGAAAAAACCUAAGGAUUUAAAUGAACAAUAUAUCACUACUUUUUAGCUUACUAGCAUUGUUUUAUUUAUAGGUACCUUUUUUAAUUGACUUUUGUUAUGUUUCAUUUCAUGUUUCAGUUGACUUUUGUUCUGUUUCAUUUUGAUAAAAAUAUUCUACCUAAACUGAACCAGCAAUAACACGUGACCUUGUUGGGUCUUGUGACGUUUACUUCUUUUUGUUUUUAUCUGAGUAUUACACGAACUCUUAGGUGAAAAGGUUAGACGCUACAACAGCAGUAAAUGUAUCUCCACCCAUGCCUUCUAGGAUUCGGUGCCUCUAUAUUAUAUGCAACCUGCUUCAGUGCUUAAUAUACUGUAUGCAACUGUAGUGUAGUUCAUGUUGGAAUCUUAAAAACCUUUUAAAUCAUUAAUCUGCAUCACAGGAGAAUACAUGAAAUGUUCAAAUCCAGCCAGCCUUUUGCCCAGCAGCAGAGGGGAAAAAAAGCAAAAUCCAAAAAAUCUAAAACAAAGACUGCACAUGAACUCAGUGGGGGAGUUCAGUGACAAUAUCUGGGCUUUCAAGUGCUAUUAAGCAAUUACUAAAACAUGUCUUUGCCAAGUAGAAGUGCUGUUUGUUAUAGUAGAAACCUGCAUUAGUUUUUGUGCUAUUGUAACGCUUUCUUUGUUGACUGCAUAAUUGUUGCAGUAACUUGUAACAGAUGUGCACUUUUUCAGUCAUUUCAGAUGAGGUAAGUUUAAGGUUUGCACACCCUGAAGAAAAGGGAAGAAUGCCACUGUGCAUUGUAUUUCUUAGUUGUAUUAGUCAUUUUUAUGUUUUUUUUUUUUCAUACACAUCAUUACAAAUAUCCACCUAUGUUGAGAUGAGGGUAGGAUAUCUAAACUGACAAGGUCAAAAGGAGCUCUCUGUCAAAGUAAUUUAACACGUAAUUGCACCCAAAAUGAUUGUGAAAUCUGAUUUGCAAAGUAAAUCUGCUUAUCUGUACCAGAUGACUGGCCUAAGAAAUAAGAAAUUGGGAGAUCUGCAGCGAUUUGUGCAGUGAUUUACAGUAUUGCAAGUGUACAGUCUGUUCUCAACCGAAGUUUGGUGCUCGGAUAACGGCAAUCAUUGUAUAAAAAUGAUAUUUUACAUUAAUGCUUGACUGGUCUCAAGCAUGGUCAGUAUAGCAAAUUAUUUUUAUUGUACAGAAAUGAGAGUCAUAUCUUAGCUGUUGUCACUUUUCUCUGAUGACCCAUCUGUUCUUUUACUCUGUACUGAUGAAGGGAUUAGAAGAAGAAAAGAGCCAAGAAGGAAUUUGGUUGGUUGAUUUAUAGGAUUUCCCAAUUGGAGGAAAUGUAGAGGGCUGUGUUGUUUCUGCCAAGAGAUAAAUAGAAAAAAAGUCACUUAAGAAAAUUAUGUGAAACAGCUGGCUGCUAUUUACAAAAUGAAUCAGCAAAAUUACAUGUUUACAGUUGUCGACUCAACUUUCCACCCAUGUUUUAGCAGUAAUGACAAUAUUCAAUUGAAAAAAAAAAAAAGUUUUAAAUAUACCUAAAAUUGUAUUGUUUAAGUAUGUUAUGUGGACAAAAGGCAGGGAGGUGCAGUACAGUCCAAGGCAAAUAGAUUGAUGGUGUCAUCAUUUCAGUAUUGUAAUCUUAUUUACUUUUGUGCUAUGUAUUUUUAUUACAUUGAGUCUCCUUCUACUUAAAUCAAUAAAAGUUUCUGAUUUUUUUUCAA
Messenger RNA from Scatophagus argus, 4864 nucleotides. It is a transcript of the gene sh3pxd2b, whose product is annotated as SH3 and PX domains 2B. The record is from RefSeq and is a predicted model, not a curated record. Gene Ontology annotation, biological process: superoxide anion generation. The coding region runs from base 385 to 3093 and encodes 902 amino acids. The transcript has 14 exons. Lineage: Eukaryota; Metazoa; Chordata; Actinopteri; Scatophagidae. Gene Ontology annotation, molecular function: phosphatidylinositol binding; superoxide-generating NADPH oxidase activator activity; protein binding.